AUGGCGACGAUCGUACGCGACAUCAUGGGAGUCGCAGGCAAUGCCGUCUCCCUCGGUUUGUUCCUCUCCCGUGUGCCGACGUUCAAGAACAUAAUAAAGAAAAAGGCGGUGGAGCAGUACCUCCCGAUCCCCGAGCUCACGAUACUCUUCAAGUGCAUGCUCUGGGUGUUGUAUGGCCUUCCCAUCGUCCACCCCAACAGCUGCCUCGUGCUUACCAGCAACGCCAUCGGUCUCUUCCUCCAGUCUGUCUACCUCACCAUCUUCUUGAUUUAUGCUGCCCGCGAAAUCCGCCUGAAGGUGCUGAAGGUGUUGGCAGCAGAGUUGGUGGUCAUGACGAUGCUGGUAGUGGUGGUGCUACAGGUAGCACACACGCAUGAGAAGAGGUCGCUCAUCGUGGGGAUCCCCUGUGUCAUCUUUGGCUCGUGCAUGUAUGCGGCGCCGCUUGCAUUUCUGCAAAUGCUGGCGACCGGACGUGACCCGCACGUAUCCUUCGCUCUAUAUGCUACCUGCUGCCUUAAUGACUUUUUCUGGAUGAGAUACGCCUGCCUGCCGCCUCUCGACUUCUACGUCCUCAUUACCAGUUAUUUUGGUGCUGUUCUCAGCCUGGUACCACCGCAACUGUGGACUUGGUGCCUCAUGAUACGACAUACGUUCGAAGUACUUGCUCGUAGAAUACCUUCAAUUUUGUAG
Messenger RNA from Musa acuminata AAA Group (dessert banana), 690 nucleotides. RefSeq names its product bidirectional sugar transporter SWEET6b-like. Lineage: Eukaryota; Viridiplantae; Streptophyta; Magnoliopsida; Zingiberales; Musaceae. Bases 1 to 690 code for a protein of 229 amino acids. The record is from RefSeq and is a predicted model, not a curated record. The transcript is spliced from 7 exons. Gene Ontology annotation, biological process: carbohydrate transport. Gene Ontology annotation, cellular component: membrane. Gene Ontology annotation, molecular function: sugar transmembrane transporter activity.